This is a messenger RNA of Maniola jurtina (meadow brown), 2540 nucleotides long. It is a transcript of the gene dgt1, whose product is annotated as KAT8 regulatory NSL complex subunit 2. Bases 173 to 1690 code for a protein of 505 amino acids. Lineage: Eukaryota; Metazoa; Arthropoda; Insecta; Lepidoptera; Nymphalidae. Gene Ontology annotation, cellular component: NSL complex. The record is from RefSeq and is a predicted model, not a curated record. The transcript has 12 exons.
UAUUUAAUUUGCGUACGUGGAUUUACAUUUUCCACCUCGCCGCGAAAAAGGUUGACCGCUUUCUUUAUCAAAACAUAUUAAACACUUAGUUAGCCAUAUAAAGAAACUGAUUUAUAGGAUUUUAAUUAGCUUUCAAUUAAAAUUGCAUAAAUAUCGAAAGAAAUGGCAAGUGAUGUUUCCAAUUAAAAAAGAUAAUUGUGAACAUAUGCAAACACAUAAUAUUAGAAUAUCCGAACUUAAUUCAUCACCAGACGACAUAGAUAUGUCGCAGCCACGCAAGGUUAUCCACCUCCCAAAGAUCAGGAUGCUCAGCCACGGAGCCAAGUCUUCGUCCAUCCGUAUCACCAACGUGGUAAAGCCCAUCAAGCCUGAUCCUGAGCUGGCGAAGAAGCAGGAGGAGGAACGGCUUAGAGCACAGUUGCAAAAAGAAAUCGUCUCCCGCUCUCGCAUAUGCGCACACAGGACGUACGAAUGUGUGCUACCAGUGGUAACAGGCAGGUUGUACUGCGCGAGGCACAUACUGAAUGACGCCACGGCGCCAUACAAACAAUGCGAGCAUCUGACGUCAUCCGGCGCGAGGUGCAGCGAGCCUGCCCCUGCUGACAAAGAUCCAGGAUUAUGUUUCGAGCAUGCGCGCGCGGCUUUGCACUCCAGACAACGCAGUGCCGCGCCUCCACCGCCCGUUACCACUACUGAAACACUUUUGAACCAAUUGCAACAUUAUGUGCGCCCCGAACGGACUAGAACCACGUCUUGCGCGUCCUCAGUAUCGGUUGUCAGCGACCCCGCGGACCAAGAGCAGAUCGCCACACACGCUGUCGACCCCUUCAAGGAAAUCGACGCGACAUCAGUAAACACGACGGUCUCGGCGUCGAUAAUGGAAUGCGCAAGCGCAAGCGACAGUGAAUCUGACAGUGUCAUUUUGGGCUCUACCGGCGACUGCCGCUGGCAUGACCACGACGACACGGAGGACCCGCCGUGCGAGUCGCAGCCUCUAUGGCAUGCAGGCGUCUACACCGCUGAAGAAGCCGUGAGCGAGGCGAAAAACGUAUUGAAAUCUUUGCAAUCCGCGUACAUACGACAAAUGGGCAGAUUACGAGUUUUACUGCAAACUGCCCGUCUACAGUACGUGAGAUCAUUACGGGCUGAGAAAGAACAAUAUUGCAGUAUAAACUCGCAGGCUCGCAGCGGGCCGCUGACGGUGCGUGAGCGCAGGCAGCUGCGCAAGCUGCGCGCGUACGCGGGGUACCAUCGCAAGCACGGCGUGGACGCUGUGCUGGCGAGGAAGUUGCACCACAAGCGGGCCAAGAUCAACGACAUAUCGAACCGUCACAUCCCCUCCCAAGGCCGCUGUACUUUUGUGGAGGGGGGAGUGCGAUGUCCGACACACACUGUACCCGCCACGAAGCAUUGUAUGAAGCACAUAUUGCAGGAUAGACACCAGGUGCUAUUCGCGGCGUGCGGAGACUUAAGGGGUAGCGUGGCUUGCAGAGAGCCCAUUGCGAAGUUGCCCCUACCGUCCGCCACGUGCCGAUACCACACCGGACCACCCGCCUACACCACCUUCACCUUAAAGAAAGAAGACACCGGCAGCGACUCUGAGUCUCAUUCGAGCUCAGAUCUGUCUCACACUGAGGCACAGUCUCCCGAAGCCGAGAUGGACUCUCUAGCCGAGCCACCCGAUCAGUGACAUAGGGACUAUGGCGUGUACGAACACUUGUGGUACAUGGAGUGACAAUGUGGUACAUGCGGUGACAAUGUGACAUAUACAAUACACUUGUGAUACAUAGUGACACACUGACACAUAUACGACACUUGUGUUACAUGCAGUGACAAUUUGGUACAUGCAGUGACAAUAUGGUACAUGCAAUGAUAAUGUGGUACAUGCAGAGACAAUGUGACACAUCCACUACACCUGUGGUACAAUCAGUGACAAAAUGGUACAUUGACAAGGUACAAAUAGACCACUGUCAUCCAUCGUGAUACAUACACUACAUUCAUAGUGAUACAUACACUACCUUUGUUGUGAUACAUCACAUCACACUCUAUCUCAGAAUUGGACCUGUCUCACACUGACUCUCUUGCCGAGCUGCCCAAUCAGUGACAUAGGGACUAUUAUGUGUACGAACACUUGUGGUACAUAGUGACAAUGUGGUACAUGCAGUGAUAAUAUGGUGUAUGCAGUGAUAAUGUGACGCACGCCACUGCACUUGUGGUACACGUGAUUGUACCACAAGUGCAGUGGCGUGCAAAGGUUUAAAGUCAGGUUAGGCAUUAGUCAGACAGUACCGUAGGCAGACAAGAAAACUGAGCAUUGAGCUAUUUCAACUGGGGUAAGCAGUGCUUUUAUGCUUCUGUAGCCUGCACGCCGCUGGCUACAAUUAGUAACAAAAUGGUACAUGCAUUGACAAGGUUACAUAUAUAAUACAUCACUGUCACCCAUGAUGUUUAAUAACAAUUGCAAAAUAUUUAUAUUCAAGACCUCUUGAAGAACAAAGAUAGUUAUUCUAAAAUAAAACUUAACACCUAAGCUAUAUGUC